Messenger RNA from Anolis carolinensis (green anole), 2476 nucleotides. RefSeq names its product tubulin beta 6 class V (gene tubb6). The transcript is spliced from 4 exons. NCBI's taxonomy places the organism in Eukaryota, Metazoa, Chordata, Lepidosauria, Squamata, Anolidae. Bases 514 to 1992 code for a protein of 492 amino acids. The record is from RefSeq and is a predicted model, not a curated record. Gene Ontology annotation, biological process: mitotic cell cycle; microtubule cytoskeleton organization. Gene Ontology annotation, molecular function: GTP binding; GTPase activity; structural constituent of cytoskeleton. Gene Ontology annotation, cellular component: cytoplasm; microtubule.
GGGACGCCCGGAUGUUUUGAUGUUUUUACCAUCCUUGUGGGAGGCUUCUCUCAUGUCCCCGCAUGGAGCUGGAGCUGAUAGAGGGAGCUCAUCCGCGCUCUCCCCGGGUGGGAUUCGAACCUGGCAGCUUCCAGGUCAGCAACCCAACUUUCAAGUCACGAGGCUUUUAUCCCCUAGGCCAUCGGAGGCUUUUGUUUAUUCAGCUGAAACAAACUUUUUUGAGAGGUAGAUUGUUUUGGUUUGUAGCUUUAGAGGUUUUUUGAGGACUCGACGGUUGGAAAGAGCUGGCAGGCAACCCAUCAAAAUGGGAACCAAAACCAGACUGUUUCAUGUUGACCAUAAAAGGCUUUGGGAAAAAUUGAAACAAGGGGGAAAAAUAUGCUAGAGUGGCAGAGGGAAAAAUGACGGGAGAAGGAAAAGAAGAAAGACAAGUGGAACGAAGGGUGGCCCGAAAUAGAAAAGCUGCUGGUGGAUCUUAACUGUUUUCUCCCGGGUUUGAAGUCUGCAUGAGAAAUGCCUGGUUUCUGUCUCUUUUUCCAGCCCCACCCUGUCUCUUCUCUGCUCUGCUCUCCAGGCCAAGAGCAGGGAGGGGUGGAGAGGAGCAGCGCUCAAACAUGCCAGGCAUUCGGCAGCUGUUGCUCCAACACAUGCCUGGAAGGCCUGCUCUCUCCCUGCCAAGGCUGGGUGGCUUUGGGGAGCUCACCAUGGUUUUGGGAAGUGAUCAGCGAUGAACACGGGAUUGACCCCGCUGGAAGCUAUGUGGGUGACUCACCCUUGCAGCUGGAGAGGAUCAAUGUCUACUACAAUGAAUCAUCAUCCCAAACAUAUGUGCCCAGAGCGAUUUUGGUGGACUUGGAGCCUGGAACCAUGGACAGUGUGCGAUCCGGUCCAUUCGGACAACUCUUUCGGCCUGAUAAUUUCAUAUUUGGACAAACUGGUGCUGGAAACAACUGGGCCAAAGGACACUAUACGGAAGGAGCAGAGCUUGUGGAUUCAGUGCUUGAUAUAGUAAGAAAAGAAUGUGAACACUGUGAUUGCUUGCAGGGAUUUCAGCUCACUCAUUCUCUUGGAGGAGGAACAGGCUCUGGGAUGGGCACGCUGCUCAUCAGCAAAAUCCGAGAAGAAUAUCCUGAUAGGAUCAUGAAUACUUUCAGUGUCAUGCCAUCACCUAAAGUCUCUGACACUGUGGUGGAACCCUACAAUGCCACACUUUCAGUCCACCAGCUGGUUGAAAAUACAGAUGAGACCUACUGCAUUGAUAAUGAGGCACUGUACGAUAUUUGUUUCCGCACUCUGAAGCUCACCACUCCAACGUAUGGAGACCUGAACCACUUGGUGUCUGCUACAAUGAGUGGUGUAACAACAUCAUUGCGCUUUCCAGGCCAACUAAAUGCAGAUUUGCGUAAGCUGGCAGUAAAUAUGGUUCCAUUCCCACGUUUACACUUCUUUAUGCCGGGAUUUGCUCCGUUGACGGCCCGAGGGAGCCAGCAAUAUCGGGCUCUCACAGUCCCAGAGCUCACUCAACAGAUGUUUGAUGCCAAAAACAUGAUGGCUGCUUGUGACCCGAGACAUGGAAGGUAUCUGACGGUAGCCACAGUCUUCCGAGGUCCCAUGUCUAUGAAAGAGGUUGAUGAACAGAUGCUGGCCAUCCAGAACAAGAACAGCAGCUACUUUGUGGAAUGGAUCCCCAACAACGUCAAGGUGGCUGUUUGUGAUAUAGCGCCCCGUGGUCUCAAGAUGGCUUCCACUUUUAUUGGCAACAGCACAGCGAUUCAAGAGAUCUUCAAGAGAAUCUCAGAACAGUUCUCCGCCAUGUUCAGAAGAAGAGCUUUCCUUCACUGGUUUACAGGGGAAGGAAUGGAUGAGAUGGAAUUCACAGAAGCAGAGAGCAACAUGAACGACCUUGUGUCGGAGUACCAGCAAUAUCAAGAAGCCACCGCAAAUGAUGGAGAGGAAGCAUUUGAAGACGACGAGGAAGAAAUUAACGAAUAAGGUCAAAUAAAUCCUGUUCCAAAAAUGCUCAAGUCUGAAUAGCUAGCACUUGCUCAACACUUUUCCAGGAUAGAUUUUAGGACUCUACCCAAGAAUCUGGGUCUUCUAAACCUCUACUGACUUUAGAGUGGAUGUUUUGCACUCUGUACCACAUAAUAAUCAAAGAUUCUGCUCUGGACCUCAAUCAUUUAUUCUCCUGGAUCGAGAAUUUUGUCUGAAAGUGGUAAUGCAGGUAAUAGGAGACAUAUUUUAAAAUGUCCCUGUUUCGGAGCAGAAUGUGUGUUUUUUUUAAUAGUUAUUUUCUUGAACUGUGAAUCAGAAAAAAUAAGCUCAGGCUGCAGUCUUAUGCAUAGCUCUUUGACGCAAUGGGAUGUGCAUGUAUGUAAACAUGUUUUAGACUUGCAGUGAGUGAAUAUUUUGAGUGCUAUUCUGUCCUGAGUUGCUGGGAACAAAUUCUGUUAAUAAAAUUAUUGGGAAAAAGGUA